Andrographis paniculata is the source of this 2149-nucleotide messenger RNA. RefSeq lists its product as uncharacterized. The record is from RefSeq and is a predicted model, not a curated record. Gene Ontology annotation, cellular component: membrane. The transcript has a single exon. Bases 894 to 1841 code for a protein of 315 amino acids. Lineage: Eukaryota; Viridiplantae; Streptophyta; Magnoliopsida; Lamiales; Acanthaceae.
CAUCCCGUCCUGUGCUGUCCAUGUCCACCUCCACGGACAACUCAAAUAGGGAAAGAAUGCACGAAGCAAGUAGGGGUAUUGUUGUCAAUUCAAUCAUUCAAUUUCCUUUGUUUUCGUCCAGUUUUGAACUAAAACGAAAGAGGAUGGAGAAAAUAAAAAAAAAAAUAAUAAAAAUUAGUGCUGGGCCUGGGUGUAGCAAUAGUACCGCAGACAGCAGGGUCAGGGUGAAUGCCUUUCUGUAAGGAGAGAGGGAGAGAGAGGGAGAGAGAGGGUGUUUUUAGAUUUGGAUCUGAAGAGUUUGUUGCUACAGCCUACAGGCACGGGCACAACCACGGCAACUCUUCUCGGAGCGCAGUUGCACUUGCGGAUUGCUCGCCCUCCCCUCCUCUCCCCCCAGUCCAAAACCUACCCAUACCCAUCUUGUACCCUCAUCCCGCUCCUCUGUUCGUCUACCAUUCUUUCAUUAUUUCUCCCCUGCGGCCUGCAGAAUGCGGCACAACAAAUCAUCAUUCUGAUUAUUGUACUCGGAGCAAGUUUGUUUUACCUAUUUUUAUUUAUACGACGACGAAUACGGCGACUGCUGCAUAUUUGAUUUCUGUUUUUGUGUGAAUAUAAUACAUAUAUAUAUAUUUAUAUUUAACUCCCUUUCCCCUUUCCCCUUCCCCUCCUCGCUUUGAUUUGCUUUUCUGCGAGAGAGCGAGGUUGAGGUCUCCUUUAAAGCAGAAAGGGAUUCUAAACGGCUACAAGUCCUACUGAAGAAGCUUGCCGCCGCCCGUAAGAGGGCUUUCUCCUCCUAAAUGCAUUUUCGGAAUACUCUGCUGCUGUGUUGACUUUGGGCUUGAACGUUUCUUUCGUUUUCCGGAUCUGCCAAAUUUGGAUAUUGAUUUCUCGCAAUGAAUUUUAUUCUUCUUCUCCUGAUCUGGACGUGGUUGUUGGCCUCACUGUCAACCAUGAGUGCCCAGCUGCUUAGCAGCGCUUCGCUUAGGGAGGCACGGGCGCUUGAUGCUCUUCUCCAAGGCUUUGCUUACCAGGCAUUUACUCGUCCGAGGACUGGGGUUGUCUACAUUGGGGUUGUCCCCUCCAACCUCACCGGAACUAAGGUUUCGGCAAUGAGGCUCAGGAGCGGUAGCUUAAGAACGAGGGGGGUCAAGAUGUAUGAGGAGUUUGAAAUUCCCAAGGGGGUGAUAGAGCAGCCGUACGUGGAGAGGCUUGUUCUGGUAUACCAGAACCUGGGCAAUUGGUCUAUGACAUAUUAUCCCCUCCAGGGUUACACCUACUUAGCCCCCGUAUUAGGUCUCCUUGCUUACGACGCUUCGGAUUUGAAUGCUAGAAACUUGCGCGAGCUGGAUAUCCGCGCAUCCGGCGAACCCAUAUCCGUCCAUUUUUCAGGGCUGAGGAGGCCUGUGCCGGACGGUUUAGUUCCCAAGUGUGUUUUGGUCAACUUAAACGGCACGGUCAGUUUGAGUAAUGUGUCAUCCGAUAACAUUUGCGUAACAUUCCAGGAGGGCCACAUCUCUAUUGUGGUGGAAUCAGUUGAGGUCCCUCCUUCCCCUCCUCCUCCUCCUGCCCUAAGCAAGGGGAGGAGGAGGCAGGGCAGUAGUGAUCAUUCCAAGGCCUGGAUAAUUGCAGGAGCAGUGCUUGGAGGAUUCACUUUGUUGGUCGUGCUGGGGCUGAUAGCCGUCUGGGCAAGCAAGUACAAGCACGGGAAGAAAAUGCAUCAGAUGGAGAGGGCGGCGGAUGUUGGUGAAGCUUUGCAUAUGACCUCUCUUGGGAACACCAAAGCGCCAGCGGCUACAGGGACAAGGACGCAGCCAAUGCUGGAGACUGAAUAUGUGCCAUAGACUUGGAGAGGGCGUGUAUUUGUGUAUUUUUCUUGCUUCCUUCCUUCACUAUACAUCCAUUCUAUUGUUUUUUUGUUCUUUGGUUUAGGCAGCGCUUGCUUGUAGUAACAUAGGGUCGAUUCUUAUGAUUAUUAUUUUUUGUUUGGUCUGGUUGGUGCACAUUUACAUUACAUUGCUGCUGCUGCUGCCGUCUGUGGUGGGUGGUUGAUUUGUCACUGUGUACAUGAUUUUAUCGCAUAGUCUUUUUUCUAUUUUGACCGUCAUUCAAGAAUUUGACGUCGGAAUAAAGUGCCACGGGCUGUUUUGUU